This is a messenger RNA of Xenia sp. Carnegie-2017, 1232 nucleotides long. RefSeq names its product pyridoxine/pyridoxamine 5'-phosphate oxidase-like. Gene Ontology annotation, biological process: pyridoxine biosynthetic process. The transcript has 6 exons. NCBI's taxonomy places the organism in Eukaryota, Metazoa, Cnidaria, Anthozoa, Malacalcyonacea, Xeniidae. Gene Ontology annotation, molecular function: pyridoxamine phosphate oxidase activity; FMN binding. The record is from RefSeq and is a predicted model, not a curated record. Bases 92 to 904 code for a protein of 270 amino acids.
CGCAAUAUAAACUUUCCAUUCAAUUGUGGAAUUUCAUUUUGUUUAUCACACUUUCUGGAAUCGUCUUCUUAAUUCAAUUGACUAAUUUUUUAUGGUUUUACCGUUUUUCCAGUUUAUACAUAAAGUCAGUAAUGUUUGGAUUCCUAAAUAUAAAUUGAAGUAUGCAACGGUGAAACAAUUUUUAAGCUGUGCAAAAGCGAAGAUGGCGAAACAUGACUUAGCUUCAAUGAGAGUUGACUAUAAGCUUGGAACACGGUUGGACAUAGAAAACCUUCAGUCCACCGAUCCGAUGAGAUUGUUUGGUCGAUGGUUUGAAGAAGCCAAGAACUGUGAUAAAAUAGAGGAAGCUAAUGCAAUGACCAUUGCAACUUGUACCAGGGAAGGCAAACCUUCAGCUAGAGUUGUUCUUCUGAAAGGUUUUGAUCAGAGGGGAUUCAUAUUCUAUACAAAUUAUGAGAGCAGGAAGGGAAAAGAACUGGAAGAAAAUCCUUAUGCUGCCUUGGUAUUUUUAUGGCAGCCACUUCGAAAACAAAUUCGAGUUGAAGGAAAAGUAUGUAAACUGAGUGUUGAAGAAUCUGCUAGUUAUUUCCACUCCCGACCUGUUGGCAGUCAGAUUGGUGCUUGUGUGAGUCGUCAGAGCUUACCAAUUCAUAGUAGACAGGUACUACUUGAUAAAGAGAAAGAACUGAUGGAUAAAUUUGGAAAAAAAGAAAAAGUCCCUCUUCCUGAAUAUUGGGGAGGCUAUUGCAUAUAUCCAAGUAAUAUCGAGUUUUGGCAAGGUCAAAGUAAUCGACUGCAUGACAGAAUACAAUUUCGAAGAAAAGAGGAAAAUGAUUUACUCGAAAAUGUAGAAUGUUGGAAAGAGGGAGAAAAUGGGUGGAUUUACUCACGAUUGUCGCCGUAAUCAAAUUUAUUAAUGUCUUAAAUUUGUCUGUAGCUACAGUACAUCAAGUUUUUGGGCGAGAAUUUAAUAUAUUUUACUGACAGAAAUAGCCUAAAUAUGAAGUUCAAUUAUUUUAAACGGAGCAAAUAGUUUCAUACUUUCAUUCAUUUAACUUCUAUAAACCGUAUUUCUCAUGGACUGACGCGGAUUAUUUUUAAUUUUAACGAAGGAUAAAUUUUUUUUCAAAUUAUCAUUGAUAGCUAUUGAUAAUACGUAAUAGCUAUUGGUUUUUCAUCAUAGUUCAAACCUAAUGAAAAUUAUGAUUUCAAUUUUCAGUAACUUAUUACAA